Suillus subalutaceus is the source of this 1299-nucleotide messenger RNA. RefSeq names its product Alpha/Beta hydrolase protein. Gene Ontology annotation, molecular function: peptidase activity. The record is from RefSeq and is a predicted model, not a curated record. The transcript is spliced from 2 exons. The coding region runs from base 215 to 1138 and encodes 307 amino acids. Gene Ontology annotation, biological process: proteolysis. Lineage: Eukaryota; Fungi; Basidiomycota; Agaricomycetes; Boletales; Suillaceae.
UUCCUCAUUGAAAACUUGAGGAAUCUGAAGCUUGACUGUCAAUGAGAAGAAUAGGCGGAACGAAUGUACCGCUAUUCCGGACGUACCAUCAUGUGGCUAUAAGUACCUUCUCUCAUGUUAGACCCAUCAUGAGAUAAACAUCGCCCAUCAUCGAUUAAUCAUCCCUAACGAAACCCACCCACCAGCACUUAGAAGCCACAAACCACAAAAAUCCAUGUCCUCACUCAAAGUAAGGGAAGCUGAAGCCGAUUUCAAUGUUCCUGGUGCAGGCAAGCCCUGCAAGACUUGGUACAAGGUGUAUGGUACUCUCCCCCACCCACAUAACCCACCUCUUGUAGUACUUCACGGUGGUCCCGGUUCAACCCACGAAUACCUCGACAUCCUCUCCGAGCUUACGCGCCUCUUCGACGUACCCGUUAUAGUUUAUGAUCAACUCGGCAAUGGACGCUCCACGCACCUCCCAGAGAAGAACGGAGAUGUGGACUUCUGGACUGUGCAGCUCUUCGUUGACGAGCUGCAUAACCUCCUGAAUCACUUAAAUAUCCACGACAACUAUAACGUACUGGGGCAGAGCUGGGGAGGGAUGCUGGCGUCAGAGUUUGCGACGCGCCAGCCAAAAGGCCUCGGGAAACUGGUGAUUGCUGACUCCCCAGCGAGUAUGGAGCUGUGGGUUAAGGCCGCUAACGAGUUGAGGAAGGAGUUGCCGAAGGAGGUACAGGAUGCGUUGAAUAAGCAUGAGGCAGCGGAUACAAUGACGGAUCCAGAGUACAUUGCCGCAACGAACGAAUUUUACAAGCGGCAUUUGUGCAGACUCGACCCAAUGCCUCAGUCCCUGUUGGACGGGCUUGCAUGGAUGGAAAAGGAUCCAACCGUGUACUCAACCAUGAACGGACCGAACGAAUUCUACAUCAGUGGCUCUCUAAGGACAUGGAGCGUGAUUGACCGGCUGCACAAUAUUCAGGCAACGACAUUGCUCAUCAACGGAAGGUACGAUGAAGCACAGGACAUGGUCGUAGAGCCUUUCUUUCAGCGUAUCCCGAAGGUCCGAUGGGUACAAUUUGCGGAUUCAGCGCAUGUCCCGCAGCUGGAAGAGACGGAAAGGUUUAUGCAGGUGGUAUGGGCCUUCUUGCGCGGUUAAAGCGACUGGAAGUAUAGAAGCAGCGUAAAAGAAAUCGUGAUCGGGUGUGCAGUGUAUGGUGUAAAUCGAUCAUGAGUGCGAGGUGUAAUAUCAAUGGAUUGAUGAGAUUGCAAGGCCUCCAAACUGGAAAUCGAUUGCAUCAGUUCAGCGUUUGAUCUGUU